GCGGACAUUGUGAUAUAAUUGUGUGCUGUGCGAGAAAAUAUUUCCACAGCCCUGGAUGUGAUUGAUAUGCCAAUAUUAAUAUUCCUCCUGCUGUUCGGCUACGGCUGGGCUAGCUUGUUGCCUAACGGCUGUCCUGCAGACUUCAGUGUCCAUCGCUUGCUGCCACACGAGACCAACUGCGGCAAGUUCUACGCGUGCAGCAAUGGACGACGAAUACUUAUGCAGUGUCCCAGUGGACUCUCCUUUGAUGUGGAGCUACAGGAAUGUGAACCAUCCAACAAUGUUAAUUGUAAAACAGAACAUAUAAGCUCUAACGAAAAAGAAAAUGAAGAAGAAAGUGAAAGAGAAAAUGAAAAAGGAAGGACAAGGAAUAAGAGAUCUAAUAGUAAUUAUCUACCGAACGGCUGUCCGGUGGAAUUUAGUGUUAGCAAAUUGCUACCACAUAAGGACUGCGCCCGGUACUACCAAUGCUCAUUUGGUAUGAAAAUGGAGAGAUCUUGCCCAGCUGGACUACAUUUUAAUGCAGAAUUACAGAAAUGCGAUUGGCCGGAAAGCGCAGGUUGCGAAACUGAAUGGCUGCCAAACGGAUGCCCUAAGGACUUUCAAAAGCACCACCUCUUACCGCACGAGACUGAUUGUGGGAGGUUCUAUUAUUGUGUAUUCGGGGAGAAGGUCGAGAGGAACUGUCCAGCAGGGCUGCAUUUUGAUCCUCAGAAACAGGUUUGCAAUUGGCCACGCGAUGUUGACUGCACGUCUUCAACAACACAGCGACCUUCUACAACAUCGACAACAACAUAUAUGCCUUCAACAACGACAACAACUAAUGACCCAUCAACAACAUCAAAUAUGCCUUCAACAACGACAGCGACAAAUGGCCCUUCAACAACAACAACGCAAAACGAGCCUUCAACAACAACAACAACACAUUCGCCAACAACAAUGAAAACAACAACAACGACCGAAAUAACAUGGCUGCCCAACGGCUGUCCUGAAAGUUUCAACAUUCACCAUUUGAUUCCACAUGAAUACGAUUGUAAUAAGUUCUACAUUUGUGAUUUUGGUCAAAAAGUUGAAAGGAGCUGUGCACUUGGAACGUACUUUGAUCCAUCUUUGCAGAUUUGUAACUGGCCCUUUGCCGUAAAUUGUACAUCAUCAUCUACUCCAGGACCUCCAGCUACGACACAGGAGGCCACUUCCACAACAAGUACUACUACAACGACCCUACCACCUCCGACCUUGCCUCCUCAAACAACAACAACAACACAGGAGGUUCCAACUACAACAGAGGAGGUUCCAACUACAACAGAGGAGGUGACGACUACAACAAGUACUACUACGACGACUCUACCACCUCCGACCUUGCCUCCUCAAACAACAACAACACAGGAGGUUCCAACUAUAACAGAGGAGGUGACGACUUCAACAAGUACUACUACAACGACUCUAUCACCACCGACCUUGCCUCCUCAAACGACAACAACCACGGAGGAGGUUUCAACUACGACAGAGGAGGUGACGACUACAACAAGUACUACUACGACAACUCCACCACCUCCGACUUUGCCUCCUCAAACGACAACAACUACGGAGGAGGUUCCAACUACAACAGAGGAGGUGACGACUACAACAAGUACUACUACGACAACUCUACCACCUCCGACUUUGCCUCCUCAAACGACAACAACAACACAGGAGGUUCCAACUACAACAGAGAAGGUGACGACUACAACAAGUACUACUACUACGACUCUACCACCACCGACCUUGCCUCCUCAAACGACAACAACCACGGAGGAGGUUUCAACUACGACAGAGGAGGUGACGACUACAACAAGUACUACUACGACAACUCUACCACCGCCAACUUUGCCUCCUCAAACGACAACAACCACGGAGGAGGUUCCAACUACAACAGAGGAGGUGACGACUACAACAAGUACUACUACGACAACUCUACCACCUCCGACUUUGCCUCCUCAAACGACAACAACAACACAGGAGGUUCCAACUACAACAGAGAAGGUGACGACUACAACAAGUACUACUACUACGACUCUACCACCACCGACCUUGCCUCCUCAAACAACAACAACAACACAGGAGGUUCCAUCUACGACAGAAGAGGUGACGACUACAACAAGUACUACUACAACGACUCUUCCACCACCGACCUUGCCUCCUCAAACGACAACAACUACGGAGGAGGUUCCAACUACAACAGAGGAGGUGACGACUACAACAAGUACUACUACGACGACUCUACCACCUCCAACUUUGCCUCCGCAAACGACAACAACAACACAGGAGGUUCCAACUACAACAGAGGAGGUGACGACUACAACAAAUACUACUACGACAACUCUACCACCUCCGACUUUGCCUCCUCAAACGACAACAACCACGGAGGAGGUUCCAACUACGACAGAGGAGGUGACGACUACAACAACUAGCACUACUACAACGACUCUACCACCUCCGACCUUGCCUCCUCAAUCGACAACGACAACACAGGAGGUUCCAACUACAACAGAGGAGGUAACGACUACAACAAGUACUACUACGACGACUCUACCACCUCCAACUUUACCUCCUCAAACGACAACAAACACGGAGGAGGUUCCAACUACAACAGAGGAAGUGACGACUACAACAAGUACUACUACGACGACUCUACCACCUCCAACUUUGCCUCCGCAAACGACAACAACAACACAGGAGGUUCCAACUACAACAGAGGAGGUGACGACUACAACAAGUACUACUACGACAAUUCUACCACCUCCAACUUUGCCUCCUCAAACGACUACAACCACGGAGGAGGUUCCAACUACAACCGAGGAGGUGAAGACUACAACAAGUACUACUACGACAACUCUACCACCUCCGACUUUGCCUCCUCAAACGACAACAACCACGGAGGAGGUUUCAACUACGACAGAGGAGGUGACGACUACAACAAGUACUACUACGACAACUCUACCACCUCCAACUUUGCCUCCUCAAACGACAACAACCACGGAGGAGGUUCCAACUACAACAGAGGAAGUGACGACUACAACAAGUACUACUACGACGACUCUACCACCUCCAACUUUGCCUCCGCAAACGACAACAACAACACAGGAGGUUCCAACUACAACAGAGGAGGUGGCGACUACAACAAGUACUACUACGACAACUCUACCACCUCCAACUUUGCCUCCUCAAACGACUACAACCACGGAGGAGGUUCCAACUACAACCGAGGAGGUGAAGACUACAACAAGUACUACUACGACGACUCCACCACCUCCGACUUUGCCUCCUCAAACGACAACAACAACACAGGAGGUUCCAACUACAACAGAGGAGGUGACGACUACAACAAGUACUACUACGACAACUCUACCACCUCCGACUUUGCCUCCUCAAACGACAACAACCACGGAGGAGGUUUCAACUACGACAGAGGAGGUGACGACUACAACAAGUACUACUACGACAACUCUACCACCUCCAACGUUGCCUCCUCAAACGACAACAACCACGGAGGAGGUUCCAAUUACAACAGAGGAAGUGACGACUACAACAAGUACUACUACGACGACUCUACCACCUCCAACUUUGCCUCCGCAAACGACUUCAACAACACAGGAGGUUCCAACUACGACAGAGGAGGUGACGACUACAACAAGUACUACUACAACGACUCUACCACCACCGACUUUGCCUCCUCAAACGACAACAACCACGGAGGAGGUUUCAACUACGACAGAGGAGGUGACGACUACAAAGAGUACUACUACGACAACUCUACCACCUCCAACUUUGCCUCCUCAAACGACUACAACCACGGAGGAGGUUCCAACUACAACCGAGGAGGUGAAGACUACAACAAGUACUACUACGACGACUCUACCACCUCCGACUUUGCCUCCUCAAACGACAACAACCACGGAGGAGGUUUCAACUACGACAGAGGAGGUGACGACUACAACAAGUACUACUACGACAACUCUACCACCUCCAACUUUGCCUCCUCAAACGACAACAACCACGGAGGAGGUUCCAACUACAACAGAGGAAGUGACGACUACAACAAGUACUACUACGACGACUCUACCACCUCCAACUUUGCCUCCGCAAACGACUUCAACAACACAGGAGGUUCCAACUACAACAGAGGAGGUGGCGACUACAACAAGUACUACUACGACAACUCUACCACCUCCGACUUUGCCUCCUCAAACGACAACAACCAAGGAGGAGGUUUCAACUACGACAGAGGAGGUGACGACUACAACAAGUACUACUACAACGACUCUACCACCACCGACUUUGCCUCCUCAAACGACAACAACCACGGAGGAGGUUCCAACUACAACAGAGGAAGUGACGACUACAACAAGUACUACUACGACGACUCUACCACCUCCAACUUUGCCUCCGCAAACGACAACAACAACACAGGAGGUUCCAACUACAACAGAGGAGGUGACGACUACAACAAGUACUACUACAACGACUCUACCACCACCGACCUUGCCUCCUCAAACGACAACAACUACGGAGGAGGUUCCAACUCCAACAGAGGAGGUGACGACUACAACAAGUACUACUACGACAACUCCACCACCUCCGACUUUGCCUCCUCAAACGACAACAACAACACAGGAGGUUCCAACUACAACAGAGGAGGUGACGACUACAACAAGUACUACUACGACAACUCUACCACCUCCAACUUUGCCUCCUCAAACGACUACAACCACGGAGGAGGUUCCAACUACAACAGAGGAAGUGACGACUACAACAAGUACUACUACGACGACUCUACCACCUCCAACUUUGCCUCCGCAAACGACAACAACAACACAGGAGGUUCCAACUACAACAGAGGAGGUGACGACUACAACAAGUACUACUACGAAAACUCUACCACCUCCGACUUUGCCUCCUCAAACGACAACAACCACGGAGGAGGUUUCAACUACGACAGAGGAGGUGACGACUACAACAAGUACUACUACGACGACUCUACCACCUCCGACUUUGCCUCCUCAAACGACAACAACCACGGAGGAGGUUCCAACUACAACAGAGGAAGUGACGACUACAACAAGUACUACUACGACGACUCUACCACCUCCAACUUUGCCUCCGCAAACGACAACAACAACACAGGACGUUCCAACUACAACAGAGGAGGUGACGACUACAACAAGUACUACUACGACGACUCUACCACCUCCGACUUUGCCUCCUCAAACGACAACAACCACGGAGGAGGUUUCAACUACGACAGAGGAGGUGACGACUACAACAAGUACUACUACGACAACUCUGCCACCGCCAACUUUGCCUCCUCAAACGACAACAACCACGGAGGAGGUUCCAACUACAACAGAGGAAGUGACGACUACAACAAGUACUACUACGACGACUCUACCACCUCCAACUUUGCCUCCGCAAACGACAACAACAACACAGGAGGUUCCAACUACAACAGAGGAGGUGACGACUACAACAAGUACUACUACGAAAACUCUACCACCUCCGACUUUGCCUCCUCAAACGACAACAACCACGGAGGAGGUUUCAACUACGACAGAGGAGGUGACGACUACAACAAGUACUACUACGACAACUCUACCACCUCCAACUUUGCCUCCUCAAACGACAACAACCACGGAGGAGGUUCCAACUACAACAGAGGAAGUGACGACUACAACAAGUACUACUACGACGACUCUACCACCUCCAACUUUGCCUCCACAAACGACAACAACAACACAGGAGGUUCCAACUACAACAGAGGAGGUGACGACUACAACAAGUACUACUACGACGACUCUACCACCUCCGACUUUGCCUCCUCAAACGACAACAACCACGGAGGAGGUUUCAACUACGACAGAGGAGGUGACGACUACAACAAGUACUACUACGACAACUCUGCCACCGCCAACUUUGCCUCCUCAAACGACAACAACCACGGAGGAGGUUCCAACUACAACAGAGGAAGUGACGACUACAACAAGUACUACUACGACGACUCUACCACCUCCAACUUUGCCUCCGCAAACGACAACAAUAACACAGGAGGUUCCAACUACAACAGAGGAGGUGACGACUACAACAAGUACUACUACGAAAACUCUACCACCUCCGACUUUGCCUCCUCAAACGACAACAACCACGGAGGAGGUUUCAACUACGACAGAGGAGGUGACGACUACAACAAGUACUACUACGACAACUCUACCACCUCCAACUUUGCCUCCUCAAACGACAACAACCACGGAGGAGGUUCCAACUACAACAGAGGAAGUGACGACUACAACAAGUACUACUACGACGACUCUACCACCUCCAACUUUGCCUCCACAAACGACAACAACAACACAGGAGGUUCCAACUACAACAGAGGAGGUGACGACUACAACAAGUACUACUACGACAACUCUACCACCUCCGACUUUGCCUCCUCAAACGACAACAACCACGGAGGAGGUUCCAACUACAACAGAAGAGGUGACUACUACAACAAGUACUACUACUACGACUCUACCACCACCGACUUUGCCUCCUCAAACGACAACAACCACGGAGGAGGUUUCAACUACGACAGAGGAGGUGACGACUACAACAAGUACUACUACGACAACUCUACCACCUCCAACUUUGCCUCCUCAAACGACUACAACCACGGAGGAGGUUCCAACUACAACAGAGGAGGUGACGACUACAACAAGUACUACUACAACGACUCUAUCACCUCCGACCUUGCCUCCUCAAUCGACAACAACAACACAGGAGGUUCCAACUACAACAGAGGAGGUAACGACUACAACAAGUACUACUACGACGACUCUAGCACCUCCAACUUUGCCUCCUCAAACGACAACAACAACAACACAGGAGGUUCCAACUACAACAGAAGAGGUGACGACUACAACAAGUACUACUACUACGACUCUACCACCACCGACUUUGCCUCCUCAAACGACAACAACCACGGAAGAGGUUCCAACUACAACAGAAAAGGUGACGACUACAACAAGUACUACUACGACGACUCUACCACCUCCAACUUUGCCUCCUCAAACGACAACAACAACACAGGAGGUUCCAACUACAACAGAGGAGGUGACGACUACAACAAGUACUACUACGACAACUCUACCACCUCCGACUUUGCCUCCUCAAACGACCACAACCACGGAGGAGGUUCCAACUACAACAGAGGAGUUGACGACUACAACAACUAGCACUACUACAACGACAACAACAUCAAGUGACACGACAACACCCAAUGUGAUAUGCCCCCCAGGAUUAAUUGGGAAUGUGGCACAUCCGUAUGAAUGCAACAAAUACUAUUUGUGUCUUGGAGGUAUUGCUACUUUGCUGAUGUGCACUGCAGGUUUUGAAUUCGACCCAGUUUCAGCGACAUGCGUUGAGAUUUCUGAAAACGGGUGUUUUGCCGGCCAAGGCAAAUGGACUCCAACGUUAAUGCCAACAACAACUGAAGCUGUAUUUACAACAACAGGGGCUACUGAUGGAACUGACACGACAAUCAGACCAACAACUGAUAUACCUUUCGAAACUACUGUACCAUCUAUUCAAACUACAAUUUCACAAGAAACUACAGUAAUAAGUAAUAAAACAACAACUCAGUCAGGAACAACUGCUGCUAGUGACGAAACAACAACGGAUUCGUACACACCAGUUUCUAAUAAUGAAACUACAACAACUAACGGAACUACGACUGAUUCUUACUCAAUAAAACCAAGUGAUGAAACAACAACAGACUCUUACUCAACUGUUCCCAGUAAUAAAACUACAUCUGAGGCUUAUACAACAGUUACUAGUAACGAAACAGCAACAGAGUCUUACUCGACUGUUUCCAGUAACGAAACCAUAACUGAGGCUUAUACAACAGUUACUAGUAACGAAACAGCAACAGAAUCUUACUCAACUGUUCCCAGUAACGAAACAACAACUGAGGCUUAUACAACAGUUUCUAGUAACAAAACAGUAACAGAGUCUUAUUCAACUGUUCCUAGUAAUUCAACAACAACAGAGUCUUACGCAACUGUUCCAAGUGACGAAACAACAAUUGAGACUUAUACAACAGUUACUAGUAACGAAACAGCUUCAGAGUCUUACUCAACUGUUCCCAGUAGUGAAACAACAACAGAGUCUUACUCAACUGUUCCCAGUAAUAAAACAACAACAGAGUCGUACGUAACUGUUCCCGGUAACGAAAAAACAACUGCGACUUACUCAACAGUUGAUAGUAACGAAACAGCAACAGAGUCUUACUCAACUGUUCCUAGUAAUGAAACAACAACAGAGUCGUACUCAACUGUUUCCAGUAAUGAAACAACAACAGAGUCUUUCUCAACUAUUCCCAGUAACGAAACAACAACUGAGGCUUAUACAACAGUUGCUGGUAACGAAACAGCAACUGACUCUUACUCAACUGUUCCCAGUAACGAAACAACAACAGUGUCUUACACAACGAUUGCUGGUAACGAAACAACAGUAGCAAUUUCAUCAACAAUUUCAAGUAAUGAGACAACGACGCAAUAUGAAACGACUGUCCCUAUUCACGAAACAACAACGAAUUCUUACACAACAGUUUCUAGUAUUGAUUCAACAACAGAAUUUAUAACAACAACAGAGUCUGGAACGCUAAUUGAUGAAUCAACUACGGAAUUUCUAACAACAGUACCAACCGCUUAUACAACAGACAAACAAACCACUUCACCUCGUUUUUCUACAACGGAUAGGCCUAUGGAAACAACUGCGGGUAAAAUAGAGAUAACAACAGAAUAUAUUCCAACAACAGUUGGUAUACCAGCAGACAUAUGCCCGCCAGGUUUCUUCGGGAAUUUAGCGCACCCGGAAUUGUGUAACAAGUAUUUCUUGUGUUUGGGAGGAGGUGCACCGAUUUUACUACUUGAGUGUGGGGCCAAUACUGAGUUCAAUCAGGAUGUUCAGGAUUGCGUCGAAAUAUCUGAGAACGGCUGUUUCGCCGGUCAAGGUAAAUGGACGCCUACGGAAUCACAAACCACUGACUCGUACACAACUAUUCGAGAUACAGAAACUACCACAAAGGACAAUGGUCACGGUGAAUUGGAUCCAACAACAGAAAGAAAAAGUACUGUUAGCAAUACAACAGCAGAAGACUUUGAGACUACAUCAGUUUUAGUUCAGACUACAGUUGAUAAUACUGCCACUACAGCACCUGUAGAAACCACCACUAGCAAUAUAUGUCCACCAGGUUAUUCUGGUUAUAUACCAGACCCCGUGCAGUGUGACAGAUUCUUCCAUUGUGUUGUUGGUAAUGCCUUACCACUUUAUUGUCCAGUUGGAAUGGAGUUUGAUCCUACAAUUAAACAAUGUGCACCGAUUUCUGAAAACGGUUGUUUUGCCGCUCAAGGAAAAUGGACGCCAACUGAGGAACAGACAACUAAUUCUGGCACCUCCCAAGGUACAACUGGUAACAAUAAUGCUGAUACUGAAACAACGACAACUGUAGUUGAUGAGAUAACAACAAACAAGGAAACAACAAUGGAUGAUAGAAAAACCACAACUGAAGGAACUGAUGAAGAUGUCAUAACGACAACUAUUAGCUCAGAAGAUUCUAAAACAACUGUCGAUUUUAUUAAAACAACAAAACAAGAAAGCGAAAAUCAAGAUUCUACAACAGAACAUGAAACAACUAAAAUAUUUUAUACUACAGUAAAAAAUGACAAUGAAGAUUCUACAAGAUAUCAACAAACAACAAUUCAAACAGUUCCAACAACAGAAAAAAAUGAUAAUAAAGAUUCCACUCGUGAUCAACCUUCCACAAUAAAAAUAGAUUCAACUACAAUAUCAGAUGGAGUUAAUACAGAGAAAAUUACGAGAGAUACAACGGUUGAAGUAUCACUAACUACUUCGAGUACUGUAAACGAUCCUUCAGCAAAUAUAUGCAUGCCAGGUUUUUCAGGCUUCAUACCAGACCCUUUAGCCUGUAACAGUUUUUACCAAUGUAUUGUUGGCCAUCCUAUAAGAUUGUUCUGUGGUUCUGGAACUGAAUUCGAUCCGGUUUCUUUGCAAUGCGUGCCAAUAUCUGCGCAAGGCUGUUACGCUUCCAAGGGACUGUUCACACCGACUGAAAAAGAACAACAGACAACAGAUGCGUAUACAGUCGCACCUGGCGAGUCUGAUGAAAAGGCAACCCCGAAGUAUCUAACAACAACAACAAAGUCUAAAGGUGUGAACGAAGAUGAGAAAGACGAUAUAAACGUUAAAACGACAGCGUCUGUUGAAAUGACAACAAGGAGUGUCUGCCCGCCUAACGUCUUUGGCAACGUGGCGGAUCCGGAACGGUGUGACAGAUUCUUCAUGUGUGCAGCCGGUGUUUCCAUACCACUUUACUGCAGUGACGGGUUCGAAUUCGAUGACACGAUUCAACAAUGCGUGAAUAUUUCCGAAAAUGGAUGUUUCGCAAGACAGCAAAAGACGGAUAAAACUGCAACAGAAGUAUAUACAACAUCAGAACUGCCAGCAACUAUUGCUGAUGAUAAAACUGCAAAGAAUGAUGAAACAACAACAGAAAAUGUUGAAACAACAACAGCUGAUGAUGUGACAACAACAGUUUUAUGUCCUCCGGGAGUUUUUGGAAAUGUGCCAGAUCCGAAACGCUGUGAUAAGUUUCAUAUGUGCACCGGUGGUACUUCCAUUCCUUUGUACUGCUCUGACGGGUUCGAAUUCGAUCCCAUUAAAAGGCAAUGUGUGGUGAUAACUGAAAAUGGGUGUACGGCGGCAUCGAAAACGUAAAACAAACGAACAUGACCAUUGUACUUGGACUCUCGACAUGCGGCCUUGUUAAAACAAAUUACUGAUAAGAAAAUGAUUAAAAUCAUGAAACUUCGAAGUUUUAAUAUUAGUAGUUAUAUCUACUUUUCCUUCACUGGAUAAAAAUAGUGAACGGGUUAUUUCUUGCAAGAAAGCGUUAGUUAUUAGGUACUUAUUGCAACUUGCGAUGCGUUUAUGACGCUCUCACUGCGAUCAAAUAACGGAACUAUAAAUAUAAGUAAAACGAUUUGAAACACGUAGUUGUUUCUAUCUAUAGAUAAGAAUUCAAUCGUUUUUCAAGCUAACUUUCUUGUUUCGAUUAAAAAAGUUCUUGCAGGGGUAUACUUCUCAUGAACCUCUACCCCUACGUAUUACCCAAACCACCAUGAACUCCUAAGAAUCCAAGGCACAGUCAAGAUGGCGAACGAAGCUACACACAGGUGUUUUAAGGACGUCUCAGAUAGGUCUGAGCGUGUAAUAGGAGUAUGCAUAGUAAAUGUCUAUGGCUAGAACUAAGAAAUACUGUCUUUCUGAUAAUAUUUGAUAUUAUCAGGAAGGUCUAAUCAGAAAAUGAUGGUGAUAACGUUGAUCAAAACAUACUAUGUCUCGUUAAUAAUAUUCUAUUUUUAAAGAAAUCCGAAAUUAGAUUAAAUACCGAGUAUUCCGUUUAAUUUUUAACGAGGCAACGAUCAGAAAGUUCCGUACAAAAAAAUUGUUAACAUACCGAAAACAUUAACAAUGUUAUCAGAUCAA
Molecule: messenger RNA, 11583 nt
Organism: Pararge aegeria (speckled wood butterfly)
Lineage: Eukaryota; Metazoa; Arthropoda; Insecta; Lepidoptera; Nymphalidae
Product: mucin-2-like
Exons: 16
Coding region: 67-10812 (3581 amino acids)
Cellular component (GO): extracellular region
Molecular function (GO): chitin binding
Source: RefSeq, a predicted model, not a curated record